Messenger RNA from Copidosoma floridanum, 1578 nucleotides. It is a transcript of the gene scf, whose product is annotated as Calumenin B scf. The record is from RefSeq and is a predicted model, not a curated record. NCBI's taxonomy places the organism in Eukaryota, Metazoa, Arthropoda, Insecta, Hymenoptera, Encyrtidae. Gene Ontology annotation, cellular component: endoplasmic reticulum. Gene Ontology annotation, molecular function: calcium ion binding.
CGUUGGUGAAGGCGGAAGAAGAAAAGCAGUGCCUUACGACUUUUUUAGAGGCUUUCUGCUGUUGCUGCUUUCUCUCUCUCUCUCUUUUUCUGUGGUGAUGAUGUGGAGGAGUCCGGCUCUGGAGACCAAUAAGUCACUCCUACUGUUGCUGCUGCAACUAUUGUUUUACUAGGACUGAGAUUUAACUUCUCAAUUAGGACAUACACCUCUCACUUGAGUACAAAGUUUGUUAAACACGUGUGUGUGAUUGUUUCAUUGUUGUACUUUUUGGACUCCAGGAUGUGGAAGCUGCUCGUUGUUUAUUUGCUAGUUGUAACAAUUGUCCUGGCGACUGCGAUACCAAAAUCAGAGGAUGAGUCUAAAGAUCGAGUUCUUGAUAAGGAUUUGAGUGAUCAGGAGCAUUUCAUAAACUCCCAUCACAAUCCAGCCUACGAUCACGAAGCUUUUCUGGGAGAGGAAGCCAAGACAUUUGAGCAAUUGACUCCUGAGGAGAGUGCAAAGAGACUUGGCCUGAUAGUUGACAAAAUUGACAAGGAUCAGGAUGGCUUUGUCACCCAGGAAGAGCUCAAAGAUUGGAUUAGGUAUACUCAAAGGCGCUACAUCAGAGACGACGUGGAGAGACAAUGGAAGUCCCAUAAUCCGGAGAAUAAAGAGAACGUAACUUGGCCAGAGUACAAAAACAUGAUUUAUGGUUCCCUGGAUGAAAAAGAUGUCGAGAGCCUUAAAGAGCAAGAUGAUAACUACUCUUAUGCUACCAUGCAGAAGAGGGAUAGGAGGCGCUGGUCUUUUGCCGACCAGGACAAUGAUGAUGCUUUAACCAAGGAGGAGUUUUCUGCUUUCCUGCAUCCGGAGGAGACCGAUUACAUGCGAGAUGUCGUUGUAAUGGAGACCAUAGAGGAUAUUGACAAGGACAAGGACGGCAAGAUUUCCCUCUCAGAAUAUAUUGGUGACAUGUACAAAGAUGAAGAUGGUCAAGAAUUACCUGAGUGGGUAUUAAACGAGCAGGAACAGUUUAUGUCUCAUCGUGAUAAGGAUGGCGAUGGUUUUAUGAACCACGAAGAGGUUAAAAGUUGGAUCUUGCCGGCAGACUUUGAUCAUGCUGAAGCGGAAGCGCGGCACUUGAUUUACGAAGCAGACUCCGACGCGGAUCAAAAAUUGACAAAAGAGGAGAUCUUGGAAAAAUACGAUACAUUCGUGGGCUCGCAGGCGACGGACUUUGGUGAAGCCCUGACGCGACACGACGAGUUUUAAAGAUCGCUUUUAACGUGACCGAGAGAUUUUUCAGAAAUUUAUAAAAGUUUUUAUACGUUAUAAAUAUAAAUAUACAUAUUUAUCGAUAAAAUUAUAUUUAUACUUGAUGUUUGAGAAAAUUUUAUACUCUAUAUUUUCAGAACUAAAAAGUUCUUCAUAUGAUUAUAGAAUCUCAUGACAAAUACUUACUGCAUACUGUGCAAGUGGGUACAUUAAUUAAUUAAUUAAUCUUAUAUACUGAUGCUGCUGCCAUUCAAAUGUAUUUUGAUGAUAAAAAUAUCGUUCCCACUUGAAAAAUUAUCAUAUUUUUAUAAGUGAGACAUUGUC